AUGCUAUUAGACUUAGUAAGGAGAGGAAAUGUCUAUAUCACUAAAGAGGUAGUGAGGGAAGCUGUAGGAAAUAGUGAGAAUAGCGAGGAAGUGAUAAAAUCGAACAAUAUACAGACUACAAUAGAUCUUACGUUUCUAUUUUCAGCAAUUCAUCUACGGAUUGGAGACGAUGUGCGUAAGUCAUUCCUAUGCUUGUAUUACAAGUAUCUCAUUCGGUUCUCGGACUUUAAGCGUAUUUUCAUUAGAAUGGCUCUAGAACACCAAACCAGACAUGCCGGAACGCUAACUCUUCAUCAAGCCGAUAAUCAACGCCAUUUUCUAACGGGACAUAGAGUAGGAGUAGAUCGUCACAACAAGCUACAAUACUCCGGAACACUAGUAAAAGAAGGUAUCUGGAACUAUAUGUCAACGCUAGGGAGUUCAAACAGGUGUGUAAUUCAGGACUGCGGUAGCAAAUUUUCAGAAAUGCAAAUGCAGCAAUCUCGGGAGCUAAGACAAGCAAUACUGUGGGCCAACAGAUGUUACUCUCUGCCAGUUGCUGAAAUCUACGAAGUUGAUGGCAGCGUUCAAAAACUUUUAAUUGCUGUACGCGACAUAUUUGGUGAUGCAGGGCAAAUUAUCUACCAAGUCACUACCAUAAAUGGCUUUAUGCACUCGCUAGUCGAAUUUCGAUAUCGUGAAGCGGUGACUACGGAUUAUGCUGCUGGAAACCCUAUACGUACAGUCCACCCGGACAAAGACAGCAGCGACCACAAUUUUAAGAAUAAGAAUCAAAGGAAUUCUAAUGUUAGGGGUAAAGCACACAAGGGAAAUAGAGAAUUUAGCAGGCAAGCAACCGGGGUAAUUGAAGAGGCCAACGUCUUCAUUGUCGAUAUAGCUGGAAAAUGGGCGCUAGCGGCUGGAAUGUGUUUGUACGAAAAGAGGCAUCCUGUGUCAGCACGCUUACAAGUAAAAUCCAACGGUAUCAAACGUGCUCUUAUGUUGAAUGUUCCCCGGGAGCAGGGAAUAUGGCUGACCCUCAUUAAACACACUUUUGCUGAGGGGCGUAAUUUUUUUAGGGGGUGGAUGAAGAAAGACUUUAAGGGAGCCGCUGUUGCUAGCUUCUGGUAUACUGGCUGGGCUGGCAUUAAUUAUGUCUCGGGAGAGGCUCCACUACUCGUUUAUGCGAACUUCAAUCCUACCUAUCUUUGUAAUGUUUGGUUUACAACCCUGAAAGCGAUUGCUCACUCUCAAACUCCAUGGGCUAGGAUAUGGCCUUCCAAGGAGGAAAUUACAAGCUCCUGUCCAAGCAAAGAGUAG
Messenger RNA from Lindgomyces ingoldianus, 1299 nucleotides. RefSeq lists its product as uncharacterized. The transcript has 17 exons. The coding region runs from base 1 to 1299 and encodes 432 amino acids. Lineage: Eukaryota; Fungi; Ascomycota; Dothideomycetes; Pleosporales; Lindgomycetaceae. The record is from RefSeq and is a predicted model, not a curated record.